AAUCCUUUCCGAUCUUCCUUUAGAUCUCGCUUCUUCUCUUUGGGAUCGCCCUCAGCGCCAACAUGUGGUAUGAGCAGCAUAGCAUCAUCGGAACAACGGUCUUCGGAUUUUUGUUCUAUUCGCUGACUGAUGGCAUCUUUGAUAUCUCCCCCCUGUCCAUUUCAAACGCCGAUAUCGACAAUGUUGCGCAUGUUGCGCAUUGACAGAGUCCUACUCCUGAUGUUCAAACCAGCAUCCGGGUAUUUCCAGCAGCUGACAACAUCGGUGCACGGUGUGCUACAGCGGCUGCUGGUACCCUCAGGUCAAGUUGGUUUCGAUUGUCCUCGCACUGGCAGUCCUGUGCAUGCGGUAUCAUUCGCACGGCGCUUUCUUCAGCAGUUCUUUUCCGCGCCUCAUAACGGGCUGCAUUUCUUGCUUCUGCGCUCUUCGACGACGGUUGUAAACUCGGAAGCACACUCGCUCGACCGGAACCUGAACGUGUUCGCGGAGAAUGAAUACCCCCUGAACCUCAGCCUCCCGCACAUACCCACCAGCUGUCUCGAAGCACCUAGCAUCAAGUGGCUGCUUGAGACAUCUACGGAUCCUGAAACAUUUCUUGCUGCUGCUAGCCUUGUUCCGCAUGUUGAAUGGCCCCUGGAUCUCGACGUUACAGACAUGCUGCAUCAUCUGUAUGAUAUUCACAUAACCUGCUUGAAUAUUUAGGGGUGCAUUGUACCGUCGUUGAAGGAGAAGGCAUCGGCAUGUACAAUAGCUCUUUGCCAUCUAGUGUUCUUCAGGCACAUCCUGGCCGUGGUGAAUUCCUCGGCCAGGAGAGCACGGACUGUGACGUAUUUGAUGACAUGCAGUUCCCAGAGAUGGACAGCUUCACGGUGCUUGCCACGGCUUGCAAUAUAUCGUAAGAUAGCUACUCGACCCUGAAAUAUGCAGAAUUGGUUUCUUGUCC
Messenger RNA from Suillus paluster, 943 nucleotides. RefSeq lists its product as uncharacterized. The record is from RefSeq and is a predicted model, not a curated record. NCBI's taxonomy places the organism in Eukaryota, Fungi, Basidiomycota, Agaricomycetes, Boletales, Suillaceae. The transcript is spliced from 4 exons. The coding region runs from base 130 to 702 and encodes 190 amino acids.